Molecule: messenger RNA, 2478 nt
Organism: Paramisgurnus dabryanus
Lineage: Eukaryota; Metazoa; Chordata; Actinopteri; Cypriniformes; Cobitidae
Product: taste receptor type 1 member 1-like
Biological process (GO): G protein-coupled receptor signaling pathway
Cellular component (GO): plasma membrane
Molecular function (GO): G protein-coupled receptor activity
Source: RefSeq, a predicted model, not a curated record
AUGCUUCUGAAUCACAUUUGCACUUUCCUUGUGGUCUUUACUGUCUUUUUCAAAGUUUCUUGUUCAACAUCUGAGUUCAGCUUAGAUGGAGAUUAUUUACUGGGUGGCCUUUUCCCUGUACAUGAAGUUGUACAGACGACAUCCAGGUUCUCCCCAGAGGCUACGGAAUGUAAACGGCACACUUUCACAAAAUCUGGCUAUUUUAUGUUCCAAGUAAUGAGAUAUGCUGUUGAGGAAAUAAAUAACUCCACCACGUUGCUGCCCAAUGUUUCUCUGGGCUAUGACAUUUUUGACCAUUGUUCUGACACUAAGAAUUUCCCUUCAGUCUUACAUUUUAUGUCACAGAAUGGAUCAAUAAAACCUAGAGAAAAACUCAACAGCCAUCAGUCUAAAGUCAUUGCUUUAACAGGACCAUAUGGAAGCUCAAGAACUAUAACUGUUGCUCAAGUGCUCACAAUGGAUCUUAUACCAAUGGUGAAUUAUGGGGCUUCAAGUUAUGAAUUGAGUAAUAAACUUAAGUAUCCAACAUUAAUAAGAACAGUCGCUAGCAGCAAUGUUUUGAUACAGAUGAUUAUUCGCAUCAUACAGUGGUUUGGGUGGAACUGGGUUGCUUUUCUUGGAGGCCCAGACAAUUACAGCGAAGAUGGACUAAAACUGUUUUACAAGUAUACUGAAAAUACUAGCAUCUGCUUGGCCUAUCAGGACACUAUUAGAAUAGGGGGAAACUACAACCAGACACUUAAAAAUAUCAAUAGCAAAAACAUUAAUGUCAUUGUGGUUUAUGCUGUGGCAAUGUAUGUAGAAAACUUUAUAAGAGCUGCAAUAGCAAACAACAUUCAAGGCAAAGUUUGGAUUGCUGGUCAAGGAUGGUCUAUGCAUCAGCAGCUUCCAAAGGAGCCAGGAAUUGAGAAAAUUGGUACCGUUAUUGGCAUUAAUGAUAGAACAAUGUCAUUACCUGGAUUUGAUAAGUUCAUUUAUAAAGCCAAAGCCACACCUAAUAAUGGCAAUGUUAAGAAUGAAGUCCAGAGUAAGAUAUGCAAUCAAGAAUGCAAGGAAGGUGCAUUGUUGACUGCAGAGCAAAUUAUUAACGAAGACCCGUCAUAUGCAUUUGGUGUCUACUCUUCCAUACAUUCCAUUGCUCGUGCAUUACAUAAAGUUCUGCAGUGCAAAAUAAAUCAAUGCAGCAAAAAUAUAACAGUUAAACCGUACAUGCUUCUGAGAGAAAUUAAGAAUUUGGAUUUUCCACUCAAUGGACGUGAGGUGAAAUAUGAUCUUAAUGGUGAUUCACCUGUCAGCUAUGCAGUUGUGCUCUGGCACACUAAAACAAAACCUCCACGGAUUGAGAUGGUGGGCACAUUUGACACGUAUCCAGAAACAUAUUUUACUAUAAAUAACUCUCUUAUGCCCUGGGAUAACAAUACAGUUCCUUUCUCAAACUGCUCUGUUGAAUGUGAGGAUGGAUAUUCAAGGGAACGUGAGGGAUUUAAUGAUUGCUGUUUUCAGUGUAUAAAAUGCCCACAAAACACCUAUGUGGAUUAUUCUCGGAACCCUUAUACCUGUUAUCCAUGUGCCGAGAGUGAAUGGUCUGAUGAAGGCAGCACAACAUGUAAGAGACGUUCUGUCGUCUAUCUUCAGUUCACAGAAAUCUCCUCCAUUCUUGUCAUAUUUUCUACUGUAUGUCUGAUAACUCUGCUCAUUUUCAUCUUUUGUCUGUUUGCCUACAAUUAUAACACACCAGUGGUGAGAUCUGCUGGUGGCAACAUGUGUUUCCUUAUGUUAGGGUGUUUAGUAAUGUCUAGCAUAAGUGUGUUCUUUUUCUUUGGACAACCCACAUCUGUACAUUGUAUCCUAAGAAAUUUCAUGUUUUCAUUUUUUUUCACUAUCUGUCUAUCCUGUUUAACCGUCCGUUCCUUUCAAAUUGUCUGUGUAUUUAAAAUGGCUGCAGGGUUCCCUAUAUUGCACAGCUUGUGGGUAAAGCACAAUGGCCAGUGGCUCUUCAUUGUGUUUUCUACUUCUGUUCACUUUAUUUCAUGUGUAUUAUGGGCAACUGUCUCACCUGACCAUCCCGUCAAGGACUUAUUAACUUUUCAUGACCAAAUUAUGCUGAUUUGUGAAAGGAAAAACACUGUAACCAUGAGCAUAGUUUUGUUCAUAAGUUGGUUUCUUGGUUUCCUGUGCAUUUCAUUUUCUUACAUGGGAAGAGAUCUGCCAAAAAGUUACAAUGAGGCCAAAAUAAUAACCUUCAGUUUACUUUUGUACUAUCUCAGCUGGAUAACAUACUAUACAAUAUAUCUAACUUUUAAAAGCAAAUAUGUCCUGCUUUUGAAUGCGUUUGCCCAAAUAAGCAGCAUAUAUGGAAUUCUCUUCAGCUAUUUCGUACCAAAAUCUUACAUCAUGUUAUUUCAACCAAAGAAGAACACUGCUGCCUACUUUCAAACAACUAUUCAGAAUUACACCCAAACCAUUAGUAGAAGUUAA